Messenger RNA from Grammomys surdaster, 4015 nucleotides. RefSeq names its product ATPase H+/K+ transporting non-gastric alpha2 subunit (gene Atp12a). The coding region runs from base 277 to 3387 and encodes 1036 amino acids. Gene Ontology annotation, biological process: potassium ion import across plasma membrane; proton transmembrane transport; intracellular sodium ion homeostasis. Gene Ontology annotation, cellular component: membrane. The record is from RefSeq and is a predicted model, not a curated record. The transcript is spliced from 23 exons. NCBI's taxonomy places the organism in Eukaryota, Metazoa, Chordata, Mammalia, Rodentia, Muridae. Gene Ontology annotation, molecular function: ATP hydrolysis activity; ATP binding; P-type sodium:potassium-exchanging transporter activity.
ACAGGGGCUGGCGAUCGGCCGCGGAGGAGCGCGCUGGGUCCGGGUUGGCGCCUUGUCUCUGCAACGCGCUGACUUGGUCGCCGUCACCGCUCGGGACCCGGACCAGCACACCGCCGCGGCCACCUCCACCAAAAGAUCGGACUUCUCUCUGCGAACUACAGUCCAGCGCGCCACUAAGGCACCGCACAUCCUCACACCCACCGGGCUCACUUCAGCACACCAGCAUCUGGUGGUGUCUUACAUCGUUUGUCAGCGAGUUGGACAACCAGCCACAGUAUGCGCCGGAAAACAGAAGUUUAUUCUGUAGAGCUCAAUGGAACUAAAGAUGUCGAGCCGGCAGAUCAGAGAGAUGACAAAAAGUUCAAGGGAGUGAAGAACAAAGACUCAGAACCCAACAAGAAUCAUGAGAAGGAGGAGCUGAAGAAAGAACUUGAUCUGGAUGACCACAGACUAAGUAACACAGAAUUGGAACAGAAAUAUGGUACAAACAUCAUCCAGGGUCUCUCCAGUAUCAGAGCUACAGAGCUCCUGGCUCGAGAUGGGCCCAACGCCCUUACCCCUCCCAAGCAAACUCCAGAGAUUAUCAAGUUCCUCAAACAGAUGGUGGGGGGCUUUUCCAUCCUUCUGUGGAUAGGUGCUGCCUUGUGCUGGAUCGCAUAUGUGAUCCAGUAUGUCAACAAUACGGCAUCCCUAGACAAUGUCUACUUGGGCGCCAUACUUGUCCUGGUUGUUAUUUUAACGGGGGUUUUUGCUUAUUACCAAGAAGCCAAAAGCACCAACAUUAUGGCCAGCUUUAGUAAGAUGAUCCCCCAGCAAGCACUUGUCAUCCGAGAUUCAGAAAAGAAGAUCAUUCCAGCAGAGCAGCUGGUGGUGGGGGAUGUUGUAGAGAUUAAAGGAGGGGACCAGAUCCCUGCAGACAUCAGACUGGUGUUUUCCCAAGGGUGCAAAGUAGAUAACUCCUCUCUCACUGGGGAAUCUGAGCCCCAGGCUCGUUCAACUGAGUUUACCCAUGAAAACCCCUUGGAAACUAAGAACAUAGGCUUCUAUUCUACAACGUGUCUGGAAGGUACGGCAACUGGCAUUGUCAUCAACACGGGUGACCGCACCAUCAUCGGGCGCAUAGCCUCCUUGGCUUCAGGCGUUGGGAGUGAGAAGACGCCCAUUGCCAUUGAGAUCGAACAUUUUGUCCACAUUGUGGCAGGAGUGGCUGUAUCCAUUGGCAUCAUUUUCUUCAUCACCGCAGUGUGCAUGAAGUACUAUGUCCUUGACGCCAUCAUCUUCCUCAUUAGCAUCAUUGUGGCCAAUGUGCCAGAGGGCCUUUUGGCUACUGUCACUGUUACCCUGUCACUGACAGCAAAAAGGAUGGCUAAGAAGAACUGCCUGGUAAAGAAUCUGGAGGCAGUGGAGACUCUCGGCUCCACCUCCAUCAUCUGUUCAGAUAAGACAGGGACCUUGACCCAGAACAGGAUGACUGUGGCUCACUUGUGGUUUGACAACCAGAUAUUUGUGGCUGAUACAAGUGAAAACCAGACAAAACAAGCCUUUGACCAAAGCUCUGGAACCUGGGCUUCCUUGUCCAAGAUAAUGACACUGUGUAACCGAGCAGAGUUCAGACCAGGCCAGGAGAAUGUCCCCAUCAUGAAGAGAAUUGUGGUUGGGGAUGCCUCAGAAACUGCUCUGCUAAAGUUCUCAGAGGUUAUUUUGGGUGAUGUGAUGGAAAUAAGGAAAAGAAACCACAAAGUGGCUGAAAUUCCUUUUAAUUCUACCAACAAAUUUCAGGUCUCCAUACAUGAAACAGAGGACCCUAAUGACAAACGCUUCCUCAUGGUGAUGAAAGGGGCCCCCGAGAGGAUCUUAGAGAAGUGCAGCACCAUCAUGAUCAACGGCCAGGAGCAGCCACUGGACAAGAGCUCUGCUGAUGCCUUCCACACAGCCUACAUGGAGUUGGGUGGUCUGGGCGAGCGUGUGUUGGGUUUCUGUCACCUCUACUUACCAGCAGAUAAGUUUCCCCAAAGCUACACAUUUGAUGUAGACUCCAUAAACUUUCCCACUUCCAACCUCUGUUUUGUGGGGCUUCUGUCCAUGAUCGAUCCUCCUCGGUCUACUGUGCCAGAUGCAGUCUCCAAAUGUCGGAGUGCAGGGAUCAAGGUUAUCAUGGUCACAGGUGAUCACCCUAUUACAGCCAAAGCUAUUGCCAAGAGUGUAGGAAUCAUAUCAGCCAACAACGAGACAGUGGAAGACAUCGCAAAACGCCGCAAAAUCGCUGUGGAGCAAGUCAACAAAAGAGAAGCGAAAGCUGCUGUGGUGACUGGCAUGGAACUGAAGGACAUGACCCCAGAACAACUGGAUGAGCUUUUAACCAACUACCAAGAAAUAGUAUUUGCCCGGACAUCACCCCAGCAAAAGCUGAUCAUUGUGGAGGGCUGUCAGAGGCAGGAUGCAGUUGUUGCUGUGACAGGUGAUGGAGUGAACGACUCUCCAGCACUAAAGAAGGCAGACAUCGGGAUUGCUAUGGGGAUAGCAGGUUCUGAUGCUGCUAAGAAUGCAGCUGACAUGGUCUUGCUAGAUGACAACUUUGCAUCUAUAGUCACAGGGGUGGAAGAAGGUCGCCUGAUCUUUGACAACUUGAAGAAAACCAUUGCUUACACCUUGACAAAGAACAUUGCAGAGCUCUGUCCUUUUCUGAUCUACAUUGUUGCUGGGCUCCCCCUGCCUAUUGGCACCAUCACUAUCCUAUUCAUCGACCUGGGCACAGAUAUUAUCCCCUCCAUUGCCUUGGCCUAUGAGAAAGCAGAAAGUGACAUUAUGAAUAGGAAACCUCGCCACAAGAAGAAAGACAGACUGGUGAACAAGCAGCUGGCCAUCUACUCUUACCUUCACAUUGGUCUCAUGCAAGCCCUGGGAGCUUUCCUGGUCUAUUUCACUGUCUAUGCACAGCAGGGCUUUUGGCCCACCUCUCUCAUCAACCUGAGGGUAGCAUGGGAAACAGAUGACAUAAAUGACCUGGAAGAUAGCUACGGGCAGGAAUGGACAAGGUAUCAGAGAAAAUACCUGGAAUGGACAGGCUCAACAGCUUUCUUUGUUGCUAUCAUGAUCCAACAAAUUGCAGAUCUGAUCAUCAGGAAAACUCGGAGGAAUUCCAUCUUCCAGCAGGGGCUCUUCAGAAAUAAAGUCAUCUGGGUGGGGAUUGCCUCACAGGUCAUUGUCGCGCUGAUCCUAUCCUAUGGCCUCGGGAGUGUCACAGCUCUAAGCUUUACUAUGCUCAGGGUUCAGUACUGGUUUGUGGCUGUACCGCAUGCCAUUUUGAUUUGGGUGUAUGAUGAGAUGCGAAAGUUGUUCAUCAGGCUCUACCCUGGAAGCUGGUGGGAUAAGAACAUGUAUUAUUGAGACCAUGUCACUCACAGAUCUCCCAGUGGCAUAUCAGAGAUGUUCUUCUUCAUGCCUGGCUACUUCUUAGGAGAUCUCUGCACAAUGUGAACGCUACUGAACCCCAUACAAGAGAUACUUUUGUACAGAAAACUGUAUGAAGCAUACUUAUGUUUUAUACUUUAAAGCUGAGAUUUAACUGUUUAUAUAGAAUUUGCAUCUCUGUGUCUGUCUCCUUAUUUUAAAUUAUGUGAAGUUCAAAUAUCAGCAUAGGGAAGAAUAUAUUUGUAUGUAUAUAAAGGUCACUGUGUUAAAUAGCCUUGUGUGUCUAAGGCGUGUGCUGGGGUCUGCUUUAAGCUAGGACAUGAUUCCUCAGGCCUCAUUUUCUUACCCUCACAGAGGCCCAACAGACCCCCUAAGUCUAGCAAGCUACCUUUUUGUUUGCUGGAGUUUAUUAACCUCAGCAAAGAGUACCAGUGACUUAAGUGCUAAUAUUUAUUUCUAGUAAAACAUUGCCAAGCCCUCUGCAGCCAUCAUUUUAUGUCAGUCAUGUUUUAUUGUAACUGUUAGAUGUGUUCAUGUGUGACGUGUAUGACUAUGUUGACAGGUCCAGUGAGGCCUUGUUUUUAAGUAAAAGAUGUUUUCUAAA